Messenger RNA from Erythranthe guttata (spotted monkey flower), 1657 nucleotides. Its product is annotated as flavin-containing monooxygenase FMO GS-OX-like 4. The record is from RefSeq and is a predicted model, not a curated record. Lineage: Eukaryota; Viridiplantae; Streptophyta; Magnoliopsida; Lamiales; Phrymaceae. Gene Ontology annotation, molecular function: flavin adenine dinucleotide binding; NADP binding; N,N-dimethylaniline monooxygenase activity.
AAUACUAGUUAAUAAAAUAAUUGGAGUAAUUCAAUCACACAAAUACAAAACCUCAAAUGAUAAUUACAAACCCGAACCCGACGAUCGGGGUUCCCCGACCCGCAAUGCCCACUCCUAUAUCAAGAACCGUCGCGGUCAUCGGCGCCGGAGCGGCGGGUCUCUCCGCCGCCCUGGAGCUCCGUCGAGAAGGCCACAGCGUCGUCGUUUACGAGAGGGAAACCCAGAUUGGGGGCACCUGGGCUUACACGCCCGAAACUGAAAACGACCCGAUUGGGCUCGACCCGACCCGGAAAAUAGUCCACACGAGUCUGUACGCUUCGCUCCGAACCAACCUACCACGGGAAGUUAUGGGCUUCCAGGCUUACCCGUUUACGGCGACCGAGAAACCCGGGAGGGAUCCGAGGAGGUUUCCGGGUCACCGGGAAGUGUUGGAUUAUUUGAGAGAUUUUGCCGAAGAAUUUCAGCUGGGUGAAUUGGUUAGGUUUGGGCGAGAGGUUUUUCAUGUGGGUUUGAUUGAUCAUCGAAAAUGGGUUGUUAAAUCGAAAAGGGUAAAUUGGGAAUUAGAAGAAGAAGAAGAAGAAAAUGAAUCCUUUGAUGCUGUGGUGGUUUGUAAUGGGCACUAUACGGAGCCCCGAAUUGCAGAAAUACCCGGCAUUGAUGAGUGGCCCGGGAAGCAGAUUCACAGCCACAACUAUCGGGUACCCGACCCGUUUCUCGAUCAAGUUGUGGUGCUAAUCGGAAGUUCCGCAAGUGCCGAUGAUAUUUCCCGAGAUAUUGCUAAAGUUGCCAAACAAGUCCACAUUGCAUCUCGAUCUUUCCCAAUUGGAGAUAUCGGAAAAUUGUCGGGGCACGACAAUAUUUGGCUCCAAUCCAUGAUUAACAGUGUCCGUAAAGAUGGUGCCGUGUGUUUUCAAGACGGAAACACAAUAUACGCGGAUAUUAUCCUUCACUGCACAGGUUACAAAUAUCAUUUUCCUUUUCUUGAAACAAACGACAUUUUGACUGUGGAAGAAAAUCGAGUUGGUCCGCUUUAUAAGCACGUUUUCCCUCCGACAUUGGCUCCGUGGCUUUCGUUUGUUGGCUUGCCGUGGAAGGUUGUACCUUUUCCGUUGUUCGAAUUCCAAACAAAGUGGAUAGCUGGAGUUUUAUCUGGUCGAAUUCCACUUGAAUCUACGGAGGAAAUGAAAGCCGAUAUCGAAGCUUUUUACUCGUCGCUCGAAGAAUCCGGCAUUCCUAAGCGAUAUACUCAUAAAAUAGGGGACCAACAGUUCGAGUAUAAUGAUUUGUUGGCGGCAAAGAGCGGCUCUCCACCAACAGAAGAAUGGAGAAAGGAAAUGUAUUUUGUGACGGGCAGAAGAAAGAGGAGCACACCCGAAACGUACCGUGACCAAUGGGAAGACCAAGAUUUGAUCUCACUCGCCCAUCAAUGUUUCGACAAACUAAACAUCGCAUUUAAGGCGUAAUUUUUAUUUUUCGUAUCAAAAAACCCUUGGGUUUCUUAUUACAUACGUGCAUAUGUAUCUGCACAAUUUCCUAUUUAUCGACUGGAAAUUGAACCUGAGAUUGUUGAAAUGUAAUGUGUAUUGAUAUCAAUCUGGGAAUAAGGGAAAAAAUAUUCAAAAUAUAUAUAUAUUUAAUUAUGUUGGAAUUUGAUAAA